Messenger RNA from Sphaerodactylus townsendi, 2378 nucleotides. RefSeq lists its product as uncharacterized. Gene Ontology annotation, biological process: regulation of DNA-templated transcription. The coding region runs from base 114 to 2261 and encodes 715 amino acids. The transcript has 7 exons. The record is from RefSeq and is a predicted model, not a curated record. Lineage: Eukaryota; Metazoa; Chordata; Lepidosauria; Squamata; Sphaerodactylidae. Gene Ontology annotation, molecular function: sequence-specific DNA binding.
CCACCCCAUCCCUUUCACGCGCAUUUAGGUAAGCUGUUCAGUCCCCCCCGCCCCCCGUUCAUGGACUCGCAAGGGCCGCUGGGAGGUGUAGUUCCCAGCUGGGGAAGACUGAGAUGGGCGGAGGCCGCCUUUGGGGGUGCCCACAAUUCAGUGCGACUUUUUUGCAAGACGAAGAGGAAGAUUUUGGGCACUCGGAGUUCCAGGGGAACCUGCAUCUUCGCCCUUUUCCUUGGAUGGAGGAGAGAUCUGGCUUUUGCAUGUCUGCAGGAAAGAGAUCCCCGGUGUCCUUUCAGGAAGUAGCCGUGUCCUUCACAGUGGAGGAAUGGGCUCUGCUGGAUCCCAACCAAAAAAAGCUCUACUGGGAGGUGAUGCAGGAAAACUAUGAGAUGGCGGCCUCUCUUGGGCCUGACAGUUCCCAGCAGGACUUGAGAGCACCAGAGUGGUCCACCCUGUCGUUCCUGGGUGUUGACACUGUGGCUGCUACUGAAGAGAGAGAAGAACAUUUGGAGAACUUGGAAUUCAUCAGGGAGGUUUGCUUGUCUCCAGAAACAGGAUCUCCACAGUCCUUUGAGGAGUCUGUCCUUGAGGAGACAGUCAUGUCUUCCAUGGCAGAGGAAUCGGCUCUGCUAGAUCCAGGCCAAAGAAAACUCUACCGGGAAGUUAUGGAGGCAAAUUAUGAGAGAAUGGCCUCUCUUGGUAAAAAACCCAUCAUGGCUGCACCAGCAAGAAGACAGAAAUAUGAAGCCAGCUUCAAACUUACAGUUGUAAAGUUUGCCAUGGAACAUAAUAACUGUGCUGCUGCAAGACAGUAUGGAGUAACAGAAAAGAUGGUUCGGGACUGGAAAGCAAAUGAGAAAACAUUACAGAGUAUGCCAAGGGCUUCGUUGGCACAGAAGGCUAAUCUGAUAUUGGAUGAAUCCUACAAGCAACCUCGUUUGCCAGUGCUUAACAUGCCUCUUGAUCCUGAUGUGGCAGAGCUGCUGCUCCUGAUCCUUGGGUUCGUCAGCCAUCUGAGGAGCCUCAUGGGGGCUGCCCUUGCUCUCCAUGGAACACUCCUGCAACACUUGGCUCACUUAGCUCACUUGGCUUCCUCUUCUCUGAGCAUGGAGCGCAGAAGACGACAAUGGCUAGCCCUUGCGGCUGUUCCCACGCGCCAUCGCUACUGGGUUUACCCACAUAGGAGCAGGGACUGGUGGUACAACUGUGUGUGGUCCUCCUGGGAUGAUGAUGAAUGGUUGAGAAACUUCAGGAUGACCAAGAAGACCUUCAGCAGGAUCACAGAGAGCCUUGCGCCCCACCUGCAGCACCAGGAAACAAACAUGCGGUCAGCCUUACCAGUAGAGAUGAGAGUCGGGAUGGCAAUCUGGUACUUGGCCAAUCAAAACAGUUUCCGUGACGUUAAGCAGCAAUUUGGUGUAGGCCUCACUACAGUUGCGGAUGCGGUCCACCAUUUCUGCCGUGCGGUGAGGGACACGCUUUUCAAGAAGGUGGUCCGGUUUGUGGAUCCUGUGGACCAGGUCAUGGCAGGAUUUGCUAACCUGGGCUUCCCACAAUGCAUUGGUGCCAUUGACGGAUGCCACAUCCAGAUUCAAAAUCGCUCAGAUGUCCCCGGGGAGCACCUCAACAGGAAAAAAUUCCACUCAGUUGUCCUGAUGGCAGUGUGCGACCACAAGGGACACUUUUUCGAGGUGGACAUAGGUCACCCAGAAAAGAGCCACGACGUACACAUCUUCCAUGGAUGCCAUUUCACACACGCCAUGGACAGGGGUGCUUUUUUCCCAGACAAUCCGACCCUGUCCAUGGAGGGAGUUGCUGUUUCACCUCUUGUACUCGCGGAUGGGGCGUUCCCGAUGCGAAGGUGGCUAGUUAAGCCCUAUGCUCCCGCGCACGAUGCCAGGGAGCGGCAUUUCAAUCAGAGACUCUCCAGUGCGAGGUGUGUGGUGGAGCAGGCUUUCAGGCGGCUGAAGGCCAGGUGGCGUUGCCUUCUGACACGGCUGCCGGUCAUGACAAGCAACGUCAACGCCAUCGUGGCGGCAUGUGUGGUGCUGCACAACAUCUGUGAAAGCGAGGGACAUGAUGCACCAGAAAGUGAGGGGCUAGCUGGUCUGCUGCUGACGCAGAUGGAAGAGCAGCAGCCGAUCGUUCUGGAACAGGAGGGUGGGGACCAGAACCUUAGUGAUGACACUCAUCUUGCAGAGGGAAUGGUAGUGCGAGAAGCUAUGGCCACCUACCUCUACAGGUCUCAUGAACAAGGGCAGUAGAUGUACAGGCUACAUCCUGCUGCUGCUUAAAAUUGCAAUUUUUAUUUCUUUCAAAUUUUCAUGGGUCUUGUGUUGUUUUGUUUGGCUCCUUUAUUAAUAAAAGGAUGUUUUCUGAAA